AUGACUACACCAAAUUUGGCUCCAAAUCAGGAUCCUGCUAGUCCUUUUUACCUUCAUCCAACUGAUAACACAGCUAGUCAGUUGGUUUCAAUUAAGUUCAAAGGUGAAGGUUAUGGUGACUGGAGAAGGAGUAUGAUGAUUUCUAUGUCAUCUAAGAACAAGCUAGGGUUUGUUGAUGGUACAAUUGCUAAACCAGAUCCUACACAUGAUACUUACCAGGCUUGGAUGAGGUGCAAUGAUAUGAUGAUCUCAUGGUUAUUGUACAACCUUGAUGGAUCCAUAUCUAAGAGUGUUCUGUAUUUUCAUACUGCUAGGGAAAUCUGGUUAGACUUAGAGGAUAGAUUUGGUUUUGUAUCUGGACCACAACCAUUUUCCUUAGAACAACAAGCAGUAGAAAUUUCACAAGGAAAUCAUAAUGUGGCCGAGUUCUUCACAUAA
Spinacia oleracea (spinach) is the source of this 438-nucleotide messenger RNA. RefSeq lists its product as uncharacterized. Bases 1 to 438 code for a protein of 145 amino acids. The record is from RefSeq and is a predicted model, not a curated record. NCBI's taxonomy places the organism in Eukaryota, Viridiplantae, Streptophyta, Magnoliopsida, Caryophyllales, Amaranthaceae. The transcript has a single exon.